CUCGUUCAGUGGUGACCAAACGYUUAUUCGGGUCUUCGGGAAGCUUAAUUUUUUCUGAGUUUAUGUAUUGACUUGACCAAUGUUCUUAAAGGGCCUUAGCCUUACCGUUACCAUAGCGGAGUUGUAGCCUCGCGCGUGUCUGCAUUAAUGUUAAGUUUAUUAUUUUAUAACGCCACUCGAAUCUCGAAUUCUCGGCUGUCAAUUACGGAUUGGGAUCACUUAGUCCGUCAUGUCCAUGUGYGUGAGUGUGUUUGUGUGUGUUUUAUGCGAGAAUGAAAAAUGUAUAAAAAUGUAUAAUUAGUAAUAUUUUUCGUUUUGCAGUAAGAAGGGGGGAGGGUCAGUGGUUGGUUGAGUGGAGUAAUAUUAUAUUAUUAUUAUUAAUAAAGUUAUUUUCACAGGAUACACAUAACGCACUUAUUUUGGAAAAUAUUUCUUCUCUUAGCGAUUUUGUUUAUUUCUUGCUGUUUGAUAGGUUAUCCAUGGGGKUUCAUACGAGUCGAUGAUUUAAUAAUAUUAAUGUUUUAUGAUCGUAUUGUAUCGUGUAGUUGAACCAAAAAAAAACCCCCAAACAAUAGGGCAAUUAUCAUCUUCCGCCCAACAAUUAGCUCAACACACAAAUCUGAAAAAUUUGAAUAGUUAUUCAUCAAUUGGCAACGCUCUGUUAAAGUCUCUUUUAUUUUUAAUUUUCAUUAUUGUAACUUGYUGUACAAAAACAAUAUUGCAAUUUMAAAAAUUGCAAAAGGGCAAYUAUCAUCUUCCGCCCAACAAUUAGCUCAACACACAAAUCUGAACAAUUUGAAUAGUUAUUCAUCAAUUGGCAACGCUCUGUCAAAAUCUCUUUUAUYUUUAAUUUUCAUUAUUGUAACUUGUUGUAMAAAAACAAUAUUGCAAUUUCAAAARAAAAUYGUUGAUAUGUCUAUUAACAGCAAAGAAACUUCAUUCACAUCAUCAGAUGUCAGUAAUGAGAAAAUUACUGCUGAAAAAAUGCCUUAUAAGAGCUACAGACCUAGGUCUGUCUCUACAUGUUCAACAGAUUCAUGUAGUUCUGCUAGUUUAUCUGAAGAUGAUACUCCAGUUAGGUUGAAAAAACAACAAAAUAGUUCUGGAUUUAGUGAUUUUUGCAUUAAAGAUAUAAGGCUCAAAGACUUUGGAAAGCGUGAAAUUGAAUUUGCCGAACAAGAAAUGCCUGGUUUAAUGUCUCUAAGGAAACAGGUGAUGGAAGAUAAGCCAUUACGGGGAGCCAAAAUUAUUGGAUGUACACCUAUCACUGCACCAACUGCUGUAUUAAUUGAAACAUUGGGUUCUCUAGGCGCUGAAUUGAGAUGGAGUGCUUGCAAUAUUUAUUCAACACAGAAUGAAGUUGCUGCUGCUUUAGCGGAAGCAGAAAUACAUUCACGCAUWUUAAAUUAUAUUAAAUUUUUGUUAGGAAUAGUUGAAGAGAGCACAACUGGUAUUCAUCGUUUAUAUAAAUUAUUGAAAGCUGAAAAACUUUUAAUGCCAGCUAUUAAUAUCAAUAAUUGUGUGACAAAAACUAAAUUUGAUAACCGUUAUAGUUGUAGGGAAUCUGUGAUUGUAAGCUUAAAAAAAUGUACCGAUUUAAUGUUUGGUGCAAAACAAAUUGUAUUAUGUGGUUAUGGAGAAGUGGGAAAAGGAUGUUGUCAGUCUUUAAAGGGGCUUGGUUGUAUAGUUUAUGUCACAGAAAUCGAUCCAAUAUGUGCCUUGCAAGCAUGGUAUGCUGCAUUACGUACACCAGAGUUAAAAUGGGAAAAGGUACGUUCACAAGUAGAUCACAUCCGCUGGCCUGAUGGAAAAACCAUGAUUUUACUUGCUGGUGGUCAUCAUGUAAACUAUACCUGUUCAAGCAUUCCAUCAUUUGUCACUUCCAUUACUGGUACAACCCAGAUACUUGCGCUAAUGGAACUGUUUAAUGCUCCGAUUGGUCGUUACAAGAGUGAUGUAUAUUUAUUGCCGAAAAAAAUGGAUGAGUAUGUGGCAAGUCUUCACCUGGCUACAUUUGACGCUCAUCUUACAGAGCUUACUGAAGAACAAGCCAAGUAUAUGGGAUUACCAAAAAAUGGUCCGUUUAAACCAAACCACUAUAGAUAUUGAUCCAUACUUCGACAAUKCUGGUUAAGAUUAAAUACAAUUUACUAUUUUCCUUUAUGGAGAAUAUAUAUUAUUAUAAUUAUUUACAUUCAAAUUAACGAGGUGUCCUGAAGUUAUUUUGGAAGUGCUGUAAGCUCUAGAAUUCCAUUAUCUGACCAGCUGGGGAAAAAACUAUUUAUGCACAGAUUGUGUUUAUAUUUUAUACAUACAAUAUUAAUAGAUCAAUAAUAUUAUUUAUUUUUUUAAUUACAUUAUAACAAACAGAGAAAAUAGAUAGUAUAAAAAACUUAACAGAAUUUUUCAUAAAAUUCAUAUAGAUGUAGAUGUUAGGUGUGUGUGUACACAUUUCAAAGUGUCAAUAAAAAAAAUUAAUUCAUUUUUGAUCUAAUUUAAUGAAUAAUAAUUCACGUGUUUGUUCUUUAUUAGAAACAUGCCAAGUUAAACUAGGUAACUAUUAUUUGCACCCUGUAAUAGAUUAUAGAUUUAAUACAUUUGGUGUCAUAUGAAGUUCAAUUUUUACUCUGAGGCAUGUUUUAGUCCAUUUAUUCAUUUAAGCCUUGUGUUUAAAGAACCAAAUUUCAACUAUUAUCUACUUAUUAAUUAUUUAUGAUUACUUACUAUAUAAAAUAUACAAACUUAUGACAUAUAUAAGCAUUUGUACCAAAUAUUUUUUAUAAUUUUUAAAAUUAGAUAUCUUGUUGUCUUAGAUGAAAAUCUGAUUAGUUUAAGAAUGAWUAAAUAAAUUWAAAAAACGCUAGAACAUUUUAAAUUU
Molecule: messenger RNA, 2878 nt
Organism: Diuraphis noxia (Russian wheat aphid)
Lineage: Eukaryota; Metazoa; Arthropoda; Insecta; Hemiptera; Aphididae
Gene: AhcyL1
Product: Adenosylhomocysteinase like 1
Biological process (GO): L-methionine cycle
Cellular component (GO): cytosol
Source: RefSeq, a predicted model, not a curated record